This is a messenger RNA of Serinus canaria (Common canary), 2295 nucleotides long. Its product is annotated as sperm acrosomal protein FSA-ACR.1-like. The transcript has 3 exons. The coding region runs from base 16 to 1116 and encodes 366 amino acids. Lineage: Eukaryota; Metazoa; Chordata; Aves; Passeriformes; Fringillidae. The record is from RefSeq and is a predicted model, not a curated record.
CUCUGUUUGCUCACAAUGUGGACCGUUGGUUGCUCCGCCCCCCACGCUGUGUGCUCGAUUCCCAUUGGCUGUCCUGUGCGGAGCCGUGGCUCAGGCUGGGUAUAUAAAGCGGGCGGCGGGAGUAGCAGGCUCAGUUCGGAAUCGGGAGCGGAGGAGUCGCGGAGCGGAGAGGAGACAAGCGGAGAGAAGCGGAGCGGCGACCCCCGGAGCGGAGCAGAGCAGAGCGGCGACCCCCGAAGCGGAGAGAAGCGGAGGGGAGCGGAGCGGCGACCCCCGGAGAGGAGAGAAGCGGAGGGGAGCGGAGCGGCGACCCCCGGAGAGAAGCGGAGCGGUGAUCCGCGGAGAGGAGAGAAGCGGAGCGGCGACCCCCGGAGCGGAGAGAAGAGGAGAGAAGAGGAGCGGCGACCCCCGGAGCGGAGCAGAGCGGAGCGGCGACCCCCGAAGCGGAGAGAAGCGGAGGGGAGCAGAGCGGCGACCCCCGGAGCGGAGAGAAGCGGAGCGGCGACCCCCGGAGCGGAGAGAAGAGGAGCGGCGACCCCCGAAGCGGAGAGAAGAGGAGCGGCGACCCCCGGAGAGGAGAGAAGCGGAGAGAAGCGGAGCGGCGACCCCCGGAGCGGAGAGAAGAGGAGCGGCGACCCCCGGAGCGGAGAGAAGAGGAGCGGUGACCCCCGAAGCGGAGAGAAGAGGAGCGGUGACCCCCGGAGCGGAGAGAAGCGGAGCGGCGACCCCCGGAGCGGAGAGAAGAGGAGCGGUGACCCCCGGAGUGGGGCAGCCGGACAGCGGAGGAUCCCAGCGAUGGACACUGCAGUGGCCGGAGCCUGGAGGAUCCCAGCGGUGGACACUGGAACGGCCAGAGCCCCCCGGACCGGGACGGCCGGACACCAGAGGAUCGCAGCGGUGGACACUGGAACGGAGACCACCCCCGCGCACAUUACGGUCCUGGCCCUCCACAGCGGAGGAGCAGCAAGGGUGCGGAGACCCCACCGGGCACUCCGCUCCAGAGACCACCCGCCGCCCACAUCACAUCACGUGGGUGCAGACAGUCCCGGGAACCGGAGAGCAGCGGGGCUGCGGAGACCCCCACCCCCUUCCCCCCUUCCCCCCUUCAUUAAAUGAAAAACGAACUGAAACGAGCCGGCCCCUCCGGUGGUGGGGGAGGACGGAGAUGAUCUGAACCCCCCCGUUCAUCCCCGCACGGGACCGGGGUGGAGCCGAAUCCCGAACCGGGCCCUCCUUAACGGAGGACAACCGAGACCAACCGGGCCCUUAACAGAGGAGAACCGGGACCAGCCUGUCCCACCUGAGUGAGAUGAGGAAAGCUGAGACCCCUGGUGCCCCGAAAUGGAGACCCCAAAAGAGGCGGCCAGAGACCCCCACCCCCGUGAAUGGCGGGAGGACGGAGACCCCCCUGGUGUCCAUCAAGGGUGAGAAGGUUGGAGACCCCCCCGAGCAUCCUGCAGGGUGAGAGGGGCAGGGGAGCAUCCCCAGAGCCCCUCCAGGCCCCUCCUGGGCCCAGAGAGAGCCCCUGAGCAUCCCCCAGGCUCCGGGCAAUGGAAAUCAGAAUUUACAGAAACCCAAUUUUACAACACAUGGGGGAAAAAAUCCAAUUUUGCAAAAAUCAAAUUUUACAACUCGUGGGAAGCUUUGGGUGAUAUUGACUCCCCCAAGGAGUCACUUGAGGUGAAAACACGAACAAAUCACAAAGCCCCAGCCCCCACCCCGGGGCUGUGCCCAUCCUUGUCACACCUGGGGGCUGCUGGGGGUCCCCACCCCUGAACUGGGGGACCAUUGGAACCCCCCUAAUUAAGGGAGGGGACAGAAAUGAAAAGUGAAUUUAGGGAGAGGGGAUGGACCUGGAGUGUCUGGGGGCACCAGGCAAAGGAAAAUGGGCAGAAAUGAAUUCUAACAGCUUGUAAUUUGGCUGAUAAUUUGAUUUAUAAUUUGGCUAAUUGAUUAUUUGGCUGAUUGAUUGAUUAUUUGGCUGAUAAUUUAGCUGCUAUUUGGUCUCCCAAGUAGCACUUGAGAUAAAAAUGCAAACAAAUCCCAAUCCCCUGGGCUUGGGAGCACAGGGCAGCCAGAGAUUCCAUCCCUGUCGCACCCAGGGGCUUUCCAAGUGAUUAAUUAUUCAAUUAUUUAAUUGUUCUGCGGGUUUAGAGGCACAGGGCCCCCCCAGUCCCUCUCAGUGCCCCCAGUGUGACACGGAUGGAGACCCCUCGAGUGUCCCCUGGGCUCUGAAAUAAAUAAAAAUCAAUAAAAUCUGACAGCACAAAUCAGGCGUGGACUGAUUAUUUAUUG